GGACACCCCAAGGACUGUGAACUGCUGGCUGGCUGCUUGCUCCUCUGAAAAAUGCAGCGGCUGUUGACUCCAGUGAGGGGGGUCUUGCAAGUGAGGAGAGUGGUACAGGAAGCUUCCCUCGUGCCAGCUCGCCUUCUCCCGGCAGCCCACCAAAGGUUUUCUACAGUUCCUGCUGUCCCCUUGGCCAAAACAGAUACUUGGCCAAAGGAUGUGGGCAUCCUUGCCCUGGAGGUCUAUUUCCCAGCCCAAUACGUGGACCAAACAGACCUGGAGAAGUUUAACAAGGUGGAGGCAGGGAAGUACACAGUGGGCUUGGGCCAAACCCACAUGGGCUUCUGCUCAGUCCAGGAGGACAUCAACUCCCUGUGCCUGACGGUGGUGCAGCGGCUGAUGGAACGCACACAGCUCCCGUGGGACUCUGUGGGCUGGCUGGAAGUGGGCACUGAGACCAUCAUCGACAAGUCCAAGGCUGUCAAAACAGUGCUCAUGGAGCUCUUCCAGGAUUCAGGCAACACUGACAUUGAGGGCAUAGGUAACACCAAUGCCUGCUACGGUGGCACUGCCUCCCUCUUCAACGCAGCCAACUGGAUGGAGUCCAGCUCCUGGGAUGGUCGCUACGCAGUGGUGGUCUGUGGAGACAUCGCAGUGUACCCUGUUGGUAACAUUCGCCCCACUGGUGGGGCCGGAGCGGUGGCAAUGCUGGUUGGGCCUAAGGCCCCUCUGGCCCUGGAGAGAGGGCUUAGAGGAACCCACAUGGAGAAUGUAUAUGACUUCUACAAACCAGAUAUGACUUCAGAGUACCCACUGGCGGAUGGGAAGCUCUCCAUCCAAUGCUACUUACAGGCCCUGGACCGAUGCUACACGUUAUACCGUCAAAAGAUCCAGAACCAGUGGAAGCAAGAUGGCAUCAAUCAGCCUUUCACUCUCGACGAUCUGCAGUUUAUAAUCUUUCACACACCCUUCUGCAAGAUGGUCCAGAAGUCCCUGGGUCACCUGAUGUUCAAUGACUUCCUGUCAGCCAGUGGCAACAGGCAGACCAGCCUCUACAAGGGGCUGGAGGCCUUCAGGGGGCUGAAGCUGGAAGACAGCUACACCAAUAAGGACAUAGAGAAAGCGUUUCUGAAGGCCUCUCUGGACAUGUUCCACAAGAAAACCAAGGCCUCCCUGUACCUCUCCACCCACAACGGGAAUAUGUACACCUCGUCCCUCUACGGAUGCCUGGCCUCGCUUCUGUCCCGUCACUCUGCCCAGGACUUGGCUGGCUCCAGGAUUGGCGCCUUCUCUUAUGGCUCUGGCUUGGCAGCAAGUUUCUUUUCAUUUCGAGUGUCCCAAGAUGCUUCUCCUGGCUCCCCUCUGGAGAAGCUGGUGUCUAGUACAUCAGAUCUGCCAAAACGUCUUGCCUCCCGGAAGCGUGUGUCUCCUGAGGAAUUCACAGAAAUAAUGGAACAAAGAGAACAAUUCUACCAGAAGGUGAAUUUCUCACCACCUGGUGACAAAAGCAGCCUUUUCCCAGGCACCUGGUACCUGGAGCGAGUGGAUGAGAUGUAUCGCAGAAAGUAUGCCCGGCGACCGGUCUAAAGGUGAUAUGUGAAGAGGCUCCUGGGAAAAGUAUGUGACAGGACUUUUGCCCUCAAUCAGUCAUAUAACGCCCCCCACUCUUCACUGGUAAAUAGAUUGGAUUGGACACAGCAGCCCCCGUAAGCACUGGCCUUGUAAGGCAAGGGGCCAUCCUUUGGGGGGUCCUUCGUGCCUGUCCCUGCUGCUGCAGUCCCGUCAUGGGCUUGUGCUGCCAGAGGAGACCUUUGUGAAAGAAGGAGAUGGAUGCAUGGAGGGACGGCGCGGCCUUGAAUCACAGACCAGAAAUGUGGCAGACCCGUUGUCCCUUUCAAGGUCCAGCUAACUGGCCUCUGCUUUGUUGUCACUCUGUUAUUACUGUUACUGUCAUAUUUCUGUGCUGUUAUAUCUUCAUCUGUUUCUUAGGGUUUUCUGA
Molecule: messenger RNA, 1990 nt
Organism: Camelus dromedarius (Arabian camel)
Lineage: Eukaryota; Metazoa; Chordata; Mammalia; Artiodactyla; Camelidae
Gene: HMGCS2
Product: 3-hydroxy-3-methylglutaryl-CoA synthase 2
Exons: 10
Coding region: 52-1578 (508 amino acids)
Biological process (GO): acetyl-CoA metabolic process
Cellular component (GO): mitochondrion
Molecular function (GO): hydroxymethylglutaryl-CoA synthase activity
Source: RefSeq, a predicted model, not a curated record